AUGGACGCGGGGGCCGACGCGGCAGCGGGCGCGCGGCAGGCCGCGGCGAGGCAGCUCGACGACGUGUCGCUCUCGCAGGUCGAGACCCACGCGGCCAUCGCGGAGGAGUACGCGGCGGAGGCCAGCCAGCUGGAGACGAACGUCCGGAUUGUCAACCAGGUGGUCGUCGACAUGGCCCGAAUUACCAUGGCGCAGGGCGAGCAAGUGAACAACGUCUUGUCGUUCAUGGAGGAGGCCUCGCAGAGCGCCGCGUCUGCCAGCCAGGAGCUAGUCCAGUCGAACCAGAACCAGCAGCGGGGCACCAGGAGGCUCCUGCAGGUGGUCGCGCUCGCGGUCCUGCUCGUGGGGGCCAUCGUGGUCGCCGUCCUGCUGAAGCACGGCUGA
This is a messenger RNA of Prorocentrum cordatum, 384 nucleotides long. Lineage: Eukaryota; Dinophyceae; Prorocentrales; Prorocentraceae. The record is from the annotation of a GenBank genome assembly.